AUCGCACUAUGACCACACCUCAACCUAUCCACGACGUCGUCCAAGAGUACUAUGGUAAACUACUUCGAUCUAACAAAGACCUUAAAACCACAGGUAUGUAUGACAGAAUCUUUUUUCAGCUUCAGCCACUCACAUGUCUCUAGCUACCAGCUACUGUCGGCGCGCUCCAAACUCUAUCCGCUUGGUAUUCAGGGAAAGCGCGUGCUGGACUUGGGGUGUGGAAGUGGGCGUGAUUGCUAUAUUGCAGCUGCACUGGUUGGGACAAGUGGUCAAGUAACUGGCAUCGAUAUGACGGACGAUCAGCUGAAAGUAGCAUGCGAGAAUCUCCCUGUGUAUGCCCAAGCAAUUGGAUACACACCGAAUGUGCGGUUUGUCACGGGUUACAUUGAAGCCCUUGCAGCUGCCGGAAUCGAAAAAAACUCAAUAGACAUAUGCAUAUCAAAUUGUGUGAUCAAUCUGUCGCCAGAUAAAAAGAUGGUCCUGGAAGGAGUGUACGAAGCGCUAGUGGCAGGCGGGGAAUUACAUUUUGCGGAUGUGUACGCAAGCGCUCGUCUUCCAGAGUCGGUCCGCACCCACCAAGUGCUGUUUGGCGAGUGUAUUGGCGGUGCGCUGUCCACUGAGGAUUUCUUGAAUAUAACCAAACGCAUUGGAUUUACUCUUCCGCUAAAGCUACAAAGCUCGGCGGUCGAUAUCAAUGACCCGGAGCUACUGUCUCUGGUAGGCCAAACCACCUUUCAGUCCAUCACGUAUCGACUGUUCAAGCUGCCCUCGAUAACCAAGUCUCCUAUUAAUGAUCGCCAGCGCACUGCCACAUACAAUGGAGGCAUCGUAGGAUGUGAAUCCGAUUAUACGCUUGAUCAGGUAGGAAAGCGACUUGUGUUUCAUGUGAAAGGGUAUUUACUUGAGAGCAUUAGAUUACUAAUGCUCUGACAGGAUCACGUCUUUAAUAUCAAUCAGUCCAUCAAUGUCGACAGCCAUAUUGCUGGUAUCCUUUGCGGCUCAUGGCUAAAGGAGUAUUUUAUGGUAUCAGAGCUAAGCUGAGUGAGGGCAGCCGUUUAGUGACGGCCGAGGUGUACAAAAUUUGACCAUUCAAGAAAUAAAAGGUGUUUUUGACCUUGGGGAAAC
This is a messenger RNA of Umbelopsis ramanniana AG, 1125 nucleotides long. RefSeq lists its product as uncharacterized. Gene Ontology annotation, molecular function: methyltransferase activity. NCBI's taxonomy places the organism in Eukaryota, Fungi, Mucoromycota, Umbelopsidomycetes, Umbelopsidales, Umbelopsidaceae. The record is from RefSeq and is a predicted model, not a curated record. The transcript is spliced from 4 exons. Bases 52 to 930 code for a protein of 292 amino acids.